Messenger RNA from Magnolia sinica, 2946 nucleotides. Its product is annotated as disease resistance protein At4g27190-like. The record is from RefSeq and is a predicted model, not a curated record. NCBI's taxonomy places the organism in Eukaryota, Viridiplantae, Streptophyta, Magnoliopsida, Magnoliales, Magnoliaceae. The transcript has 5 exons. Gene Ontology annotation, molecular function: ADP binding. Bases 1 to 2946 code for a protein of 981 amino acids.
AUGGAUGAAACAUUCAAAACUAGAGGCAUUCCGCUAGCUUCCAAAUGUGCUUGCUGCGUGGGGAAUCCGCUCAUCCGUCCAGCUUGUGAGUCCUUACAACAUCUCUUCCUUCAGAGCAAUCUGGCGGGGAUAGUUUGGGGGCAUUUCCAGUCUAUUUUCAGGCUCCCUUCCUUGCCUAGUCUCUCCGUGCAACAUUGGCUUCGGCUCUGGUGGCAUUUCGAGCCAUCUUCGGGCCUGCUUCAUAUCAUUGGAGGGUUGGUCCCUUGCAUCAUCUUGUGGGAGAUCUGGAUUUCCAGAAAUGCCUCAAAAUAUGAAGGGAUUCCCCCAUUGGCAGCUAGGAUCAUAGCUCGGGUUACGUGGAGGUUGUCUUCGUCUUCCUCGUUAACCCACGCCACUUCAGUUCAACUAGCGGCCAAUUUUCUGGCUUUCCGUGAUCGGGGUAACGUUGAUUCUUUUACCCCAAGGGCCCAUUUGGAGUUGGUGAAAUGGAGAAGGCGUAAGUGUAGUUGGGUCAAGCUCAACGUCGAUGGGCUGUUUCCCAGAUCUGUGAUGAUGGUCUUCGAGUGGGUCAGAGAGGAGAGAGCAGGCAUGGCUAGUCGACGAGGAAGUGAUUUACCAACAUUCGAAGGACGGCUCAAUAACUAUCCAGUUGGUGUUAAACGUGCCGGGGAAAAGCUCUUCAAUUGCUUUAAAAAUCCAAAGAUCGGAGUCAUCGGCGUCAAAGGGUUUUAUGGUGUGGGGGGAUGGAGUAUCGUCGAAUAUGCAGCUCAGAAGGCAAAAGACUCUCAUCUCUUUGAUGUACAGAUACUUGUGAAGGUAUUGGAAAGGGAUUUCAGCCUUACGAAGGUGCAGAUGGAAAUUGCAUUCCAGUUGGGGUUGACAACUGCUGGUAGUACUGAGGACGAAAUGACCUUAAAGUUUUUAGAAGUCAGACAUGAAAUCUAUGACUUGCUGAGGGGACGAAGGUUCUUAUUAAUGAUAGGAAAUGUGUCUGAGGGGCCGAUCGACAUGGAAUCCUUGGGAGUUCCAUUUAGAAGGUCACGGACAUACGAUUCCAAGGUCGUUUACGUAGGCCGUUGGGAUGAUGAUAACAUGAGCAACGUGGCCAUCAAGCUGGAGGAGUCGUCCAUAGAUGUUUUACGCGAAGAGGCCACUAACGUAGCCCAUUCUCUCAAUGUUAAGGGAUGUUAUGCUCCCGACACAGUCCUCAACUGCUUCUUCUACCUAAUGUUAUUCCGUGAAGAGGGAUGUGAAGUAGAAUGGUUGACAAGGUAUUGGAUGGCAGAGGGAUUUAUUACUCGAGGCGGGAUGGAAGAAGAUGACGAUUGGAGGCUUCAGCAGAAGAAGGUGGAGGCACUAUUGAGAGAACUCGAGGACCAUUUCAUGGCAUACUGCAGGAGUAACAAAUGGGGACUUUCGUCGAGGAUUCGUAUGGCAUCUAGAGAUCUAAAAAGUUCUUCAACUCAUGAUAGAUUUUGGAGUGAAAGUCCACUGCCGAUAGAGAUUUGUGAGUGGGAAAACAUUCAUAGGAUGAAUGUAUUGGUAUGGGAGGAAGAAACAUACCUUCCUCCUCUUGCUCCUAAUUGCCCCAAACUCUCCACUUUAAUUUUUACAGUAAUUUCAUGUAGUGGUGGUCAAAAAAUCAUCAUACCUGACCCCUUCUUUGAGCAAAUGCAGGGCCUUCGAGUCCUCGUUCUUUACCAGCUAGAUAACAAAUUCCUGCCUCCCUCUAUUUCUUGCUUGCACAAUCUCAGACUUCUGAUAAUAGAAGGUUGGGAAAACUUAGAGUCUCUCCCCUCUUCCUUCCAAGCUUUGCACAAGCUUGAGUUCCUCGAAGUUUCAAAAUCUCAUUCUUUGGAGUCAAUACCGUAUGAGUUCUUUAUACAGAUGAACAACCUUCAAUUGCCCUCUCUCAAUGGAAAGAAAAUCAGAUCACUGCCUUCCUCAGUUUCCAAGCUGUGCACACUCCAUGAACUCAAGUUAACAAGCUCUGACUCGUUAAUGGAACUGCCAGAUGAGAGCUUUGAGUCAAAUUGUUAUUCCUUAAAGAUCAAGUUGCUGCCACAUUUGCAAAAGCUCACCGCUCUCGAAGAGCUUAUCCUCUGCAACUGUAAUUCCCUGGAAGAUAUUGAGGAUGUCUCUUCUUCCCUUGGAAAUAUCCUGCCAAAGCUCCACAUGCUUGACCUUUCUGGAAUUAAGGCCUUUCAGCGCCUCUCCCUAAGAGGUACUAGUUCCCCAAACGGUAUUAAUGGGGUUCUCAAUCACACAGAAUUAUUCACUCUGUGUGACAAUGCCUUUGUCCGAAGAUUAUCGGAUUUGGGCAAUGUCAAAAGAAUGACGGAACUGAAAGAAUGCAGAGUCGAGAAGUGCAAGCAGAUGGAGAAAUUCUUUGAGGGAGAGAAUGCCAGCUCUGACACUUUAAGUCUCCUAGAAAACGUAUGGAUUUCCUAUCUUGCAAGACUGAAGAGCAUAUGUGAGGGUACUUACGGGAGCCGAAGCUUUGCAGGCCUAAAGCACAUACAUCUAGACUGUUGUCCUAGACUCGUCACCGUCUUCUCCUCUAGUGUGUCUUUACAAAGCCUGGAGAAGCUCGAAAUCAGAUUUUGCAGUAGACUAGAGGCUGUGUUUCGAGAGGAUGAUACCGUGCAAGGCUCGCUCCAACGAUUACACACGGUAUGUCUAUGGGAGCUACCAAAGCUGGAGAGUAUUUGCCAUGGCACUUAUUUGUCGGCGCUGAAGAAUCUGAAGGUGAGGGGAUGUAGGAAGCUGAAAAAGCUUCCUCUUUGUGUUGAGGACAAUGCUUCCGGUUCUACUUCCAUUGGGGGUGGUGAUGGUUCUGCAAAGGUGGAAGGGGAGUUGAAAUGGUGGAACAGUCUCAAAUGGGAAAAGGAGAGCAUCAAGCACCACAUCCACUUCAAAGAAUCGCGCCCCUUUACCCGGCGUUGA